UCCAGUAAAAUGCCUUCGGCCGGUGAAUCCGGACUUGAGCCGAACGAAGAAAGGCCCCACAUUCUGUUUGUUGGUCCUGCGGCUAAUGCUUCAUGGCUACCGGAUCUAAAUAAUAACAUUUCUUACCACAUACCCAAAGAAACAUGGUGGCCAUGGUGCGACAGUUGGAGGCAACCACAACACAUACUAUUUCAGCUAGCUCACGUCUGCUUCCUGCUUGCUUUCUCCUCAACGUGCUCAAAGAAAGGUGUCCUAUUUAUGCAUGUCUGGCUCAUUUUAGGUCUCUUGUUUUUUGCAACAUGGGCUUGGAACAUAGUCUGCGCCCCCGACGUGUUCACUUGGAAUUUCGCCUUCAUGCUAUUAAACUUGGCCCAGGUCUUCCAUAUACUGUACCAGUUAAGACCGGUUAAGUUUGAUGCGGAAUUAGAGGAAGCUUACCAUACAUUAUUCGAACCAUUCAAGCUAACCAGACUGCAAUUUAAAAAAAUGGUCAGUGUGGACUUUGCGCAAAUUAUGUCUUUGCACGCAGGUGAAGCUUAUGCGGUACAAAACUUGACCAGGACUGAUCGAUUGGGGCUUCUGCUUUCCGGAAAGGUCAAUGUCCUUUCUGACAACCAAUUCUUACACCCAAUUUUGCCUUGUGAGUUUCUGGACUCCCCUGAAUUUGAAUCAAGUAGAAACACAAUAGAUGAUAAAUUUCAGGUGUCUAUUGUAGCAGCCAGUACAUGUAGAUAUCUGUACUGGCAAAGAUCUUCCCUGGAGUAUCUUUUUGUAAAAGACACUUACAUUGCGACAGUGUUAACGACAAUCAUAGCUAGAGAUAUUACAACGAAAUUAUAUGCUAUGAAUAACAAGAUAGUAACUGCCAAGGGGUCCCAUUUGGAUAUAAGACUUCCGAGCAUCACUUCAUCUUUAACUUCUGGGGGAGAAUACAAGUCACCCAUCAGGACAAAAAAGACAAAUGGAGGUGUUCAUGGUAUGUCUCCGGAUAAGUUUAAGAGCAAUGGUCGACCAAAAUAUGAUAAAUACAAAGAAAAUGGAAACGUAAACCAGACCUGUUACAUAAGCGAGAUGACACCACUGACAGAACUACCCUCCAAUGAUGAUUUAACGUCAAACGAUGUGGAAAGUUGGUUGGAAACGAGCUCAAAAUACCACAGUUGUGAAAUUCAAACACAACGACAUCCAAAGCAAUUUGUCUUUGUUCCAGGACUAAUAAUGGAAAUAUCUGUGAUUCAAGCACGAACGUAUUCAGCCGAGAACGUAGCCCCCAUACGAUUGAAUGCGACUAGGUCGCGGUUUGGCGUCAAAGAAGACGGCGAAAUGUUCACUAGUAGUAGACCCACCACGCGCAUCAUACCCAAAUCGAAUGUGUCUUAUUUAGGUGACAACAUAACAUCUUGGAACAACAGCGACCUAUUUUACAACAUAAGCAACAGCACGGAGUACGACUACGACUAUCAAAUGUACAAUGGCACAUCUGUCGAAGGUAGCACGUGGGCCCCAUGCCCAGAAUGGACGCCGACCCAGCAUACGCUUUUUCAAACGGCGCAUUUUUUCUUCGCCGCUGCCUUCCUGGUUCCUGGCAGUUUCAAACAAAGCAUCCUUAUCGUCAGAGCACUUUCAACAAUUGGAAGUUUCUUCCUGACCAUCUGGGGCGGUGUGGAAAUGUGCGCCUUGGACAUUUUCCUUUGGAACGGACUAAAUUUUCUGCUAAACUGCGUUUACACCUGUUUGUUAACGUGGAAAUUUCUACCUCCCACUCUUACGAUAGAGUUACUCGACUUGUAUAUGAAAGUUUUCAAACCCCUUCGCGUUAGUAAAAAGCACUUUAAGGAAUUAGUAACAGAAGCUAAAAUGAUGAACUUAGAGGAGGGCGACAUUUACGCUGUAGAGGACGUGAGUCCAGCCGACGAAAAAUUAUCAAUUUUGCUCAAGGGACGACUGAGAGUGACUUGUGAUGACACACAUUUGCAUUUCAUCAACGUCCACCAGUUCGUUGAUUCACCAGAAUGGGAGGCAAAUCACGAACAAUCAGAUGACGUUUUUCAAGUGACGAUCACAGCGGAAGAAGACAGCGUUUAUUUGUGUUGGCCAAGAAUGAAACUUGAAAGAGUUCUCAGGCACAGACCGAUGCUCAAAACCGUAUUAGAUGCGUUAAUUGGCAAAGACAUAACGCAAAAACUCUACGCAUUAAACGAGCAUCUAUCUGGUCUAAGCGACGAAAGACAACGAGGCAAAAGAAACGAAAUGUGGGCGAGGGCCCACAACAGAAGCAUGUCUAUGGACGCUGUCAAUACUGGGGCAACGGGACUCGUUAGAUCCAACGCCUUCAGAACCAGAAACAACUCCUUAAACAAUGCUGAAAUGGGUUCUUUAGGAAAGCUGCAAACGCAAUGCUGGGUCCCACUAGUGGCGAAUCAGUUCCCGGCAAUGUCGCCUUUCACUAAACCGAGCUCAUCAACCAGCCUUAGAAUACAGGAUCCGCAACAAACUCCCACGAGAACUCGAUCAUUGAGACGGGAGGUAAAGUUUGAGGGGACAGAAAAAUGAUAUGUAAUUUUGUAUAUAUUAGUACAUUUGUUACCAUGUAUUGUAAUAUGUCGACGCACUGUAUUCUCGUGAUAUUAUUGAGAAAAAUAUUAUUUUAGUAGUGGGCACAAUUAAUAUAAAUUUAUAUUUAUUUAUAUAACAAACAUUUACGCUGUAAAACU
Aethina tumida (small hive beetle) is the source of this 2714-nucleotide messenger RNA. RefSeq lists its product as uncharacterized. The coding region runs from base 10 to 2553 and encodes 847 amino acids. Gene Ontology annotation, molecular function: cAMP binding. The transcript is spliced from 14 exons. The record is from RefSeq and is a predicted model, not a curated record. Gene Ontology annotation, cellular component: sarcolemma. Lineage: Eukaryota; Metazoa; Arthropoda; Insecta; Coleoptera; Nitidulidae.